Molecule: messenger RNA, 1182 nt
Organism: Exophiala bonariae
Lineage: Eukaryota; Fungi; Ascomycota; Eurotiomycetes; Chaetothyriales; Herpotrichiellaceae
Exons: 1
Coding region: 1-1182 (393 amino acids)
Biological process (GO): mRNA stabilization; mitochondrial gene expression
Cellular component (GO): mitochondrion
Source: RefSeq, a predicted model, not a curated record
AUGCAUCGCUCUCUCACCAGAUGCGCGUCAUGUCGCAUCUCGAUACUCGAUGCAUUCACGUCACUUGCAGGCAUUUCAUCAUCGACAGCAGCAAGACGACAACCAAUUUUGCGAUUGCACGUGAAGCCAGCCCGACAGUUUAGCGCAUUCAGACCAUUAAAGCAAUCGCCAUCUCCUCCGGCGCCUGAAGACUCGGAAACCCUGCACUCAAUCCCACAAUCCGAGACAGUUGAGUCUGAGACGUCAGUACCCUGGUAUCUGCAGGUCGAAGAACCUGCACCACCCAGCACACCCAUCCUACCACUGCUAUCCCGACAAGAGAUCCCACCACUACCGGAGAACCCGCCUCCGAUACUCUCUCCGGUCCUCGAAUUUCUGUCUACCCAGAUAGGUCUAGAUGACCUCGUCCUGCUGGACCUCCGCCACCUCGAUCCUCCACCUGCACUCGGAUCCAAUCUUCUGAUGAUCAUUGGGACAGCACGAAGUGUCAAGCAUCUGAACGUUUCUGCCGAUAGACUAUGUCGAUGGGUCAGAAAAGAAUACAAAUUGCGACCAUUCGCGGAUGGGCUGCUUGGGCGGAACGAGUUGAAGUUGAAGCUGCGGCGGAAGGCAAGAAGGCUGAAAAUGGCUCAGAGUGUUGGCAACACCACAAUGGAACAGUCGAAUGUCGAUGAUGGGAUCACGACUGGCUGGAUCUGUGUCAAUAUGGGUCUGGUUGAUGUGGAUAUUCCUUCCAGUCAAGCAUAUGUCAUUGGCGAUCAAGCGCAAAGCCAAAUCGAGGAGGAUGGCGCAGAGGAGGAAGAAUAUGUGAACCCACCGGAAGAGGAUACCUACGUCGGAUUUGGCAGCCAGAGCACGGCUCCUCGCAUCGUGGUGCAGAUGUUCACAGAUGAGAAAAGAGCCGACAUGGACCUCGAAGGUCUCUGGGCAGGACGAAACACACGACGAGCGAGGCAGGCACAGAAAGCCGAUGCCAUCUUCGGAUACAGUGUUCUCGAAGAAGAUGCCGCGUUUGAAGCUAGCGGCAUCGAAGAACACCAUCCUGAAGAUGGAGCCGGAAAGCGGGAGAUGGAGAGGUCGUGGAACGAGAGCAGGACCAUCGUAUCAGACGAAGUGGAUUCUCUCGAAACGCAAGAUCAUUUGAUCCAAUCCGAGUCUCGACACCAAAAGGGUAAGAGGUAA